Molecule: messenger RNA, 2196 nt
Organism: Pocillopora damicornis (cauliflower coral)
Lineage: Eukaryota; Metazoa; Cnidaria; Anthozoa; Scleractinia; Pocilloporidae
Product: SMAD family member 6
Biological process (GO): cell differentiation; SMAD protein signal transduction; regulation of transcription by RNA polymerase II
Cellular component (GO): heteromeric SMAD protein complex
Molecular function (GO): transcription regulator inhibitor activity; I-SMAD binding
Source: RefSeq, a predicted model, not a curated record
AUUUGCGUAACACCACAUCAGACAACUAUAGACGCGCCAAUGCGUCUAGACAUGCACGUGACAAUAUUUCAGCCAAUAAGAAUGGUUUUACUCUUUGCUGCACGUCGGCAAGUGUUACCGUUGUGCGCUAUGGUUGUGAGACGAAUUAGUUGAUGUGAAUCUGCCAGCUCUUUACAUGCUGUCUAGACGUGUAAGUUUGCGACGUGAUCAAGGAACUUAGAUCUUCCUUUCGCAUUUUAGGCCACGCAAAUCUUUCAGAUCGGCUGGAUGUGAUCGCCAAGAACAAAUGUUCAGCUUAUAUGUUCAAGUUGUUGAGACUGGUGAACAAACUGUCCCUACUCGAGAGUUACUUCGUUCUCACAGCCCGCAAGGAUUUUUCGCCUGAGGAAAGUGCCGAACUGAAGUCAAUAACUCAUUCCAUCUUAAAGCGACUCAACGACAGCGAAUUCACAGCUCUGCAAACGGCGCUGGAAUCGAAAGGCGGCCUUCAGACGAGUUGUAUUUUCUUUCCAACGCACGAAAGACUGGGCAAGCGCGUAGUUGUCGAACCGCAAGUUGUUUUGUACCGAGUAUUUCGACUCCCGCAAGUUCGAAGCUCCUCGGAACUUAAGCGUAGUCCAUGCUGCUCGACACGAAAUGGCUUCGACAAGAAAGUGUGUAUCAACCCUUUCCACUACAGUACAGUCGUGAACAGUGGACCAUCUAGUGGGAUUUACACAGCCCUACCGAAAGCAAUGGAGGUUAAAAACGACGAGUCUUCUGGGUUUUUCAGUAACCAUACUCAAUCGACAACUUGCCCCAUGGACAGCCAAACCUCGUACACGGAGUCUGCUCUGCGGAAUAUAGGGGCAGAUUACUGCAAUGCGACGGAUAAAAGUUGGUCUAGGCCGUGGUGUUCGAUCGCUUAUUGGGAACAAAGUGAAAGAAUUGGACCGUCGUUUGAAGGGACUGCUGAUGUUAUCAACGUAUUCGAAAGUCUACCCGAGCCCAGUGGGUUCUGUUUAGCUGCACUCGAUCGGCGAAGUGACGUACCUGAGCGAACUAAAAGAGUGCGAGAACAGAUCGGUUAUGGACUACAGUUGACACGCGAAGUUGAUGGAGUUUGGAUUUAUAAUCGAAGUGACUGUUCGCUAUUUGCAAAUGGUCCAACGCUGACUUACUCGAACGAAAGCAUGGCUGGCGGAAAAGUUAGACAUAAUAUUCUGGUGCAUAAAAUUCCACCCGGAUAUUCGCUCAAGGUGUACGAUUAUAAAUUAAGCCCACAAGUAUGCCGGGCAGUGGACAGCGCUGGAGUGAGGUGUUAUCACCCCGAGACAGUGCGAGUAAGUUUUAAGAAAGGUUGGGGAGUUACAUCAACUUCUGAAUACCGUCAACCACUCGUAACAUGUUGUCCGUGUUGGAUCGAGGUACAUCUGUCGGUUGCGCGGUAACACGCGUGUACGAGCGAGACCAAGAUAAGAUCCAUGUAAAAGGCGAUUUGUUUAUGUGGCGGCUUCCUUUCGAUCGGAUCGUCUAGCAUUUCACAGAGUUAUAGAAACAUGAGUAUGAUACCUUCAUAGAGUAUAUUAUGUAUAUUGUAUAUAGAAUAUUGACUGGCCGAAAAUAUAAUUUAAGGACCUAGUCCGUGAACGAGCUAAAUUUGGACAGCGAUGAAGUAGACAUGUCUCCAUAGGAGAGAAACAGAUUCUCUAAUUGUACAGCGUAUUGUUGUUUAAUGUUGUUACGCGAGUGAAAAAACACACUAAGAAUGAAUAUAUUAUAUUUUCAAUCACGGCUCUUGUUGUGAUUAAGUUUCCUUGAAAAACGAAAGUAUUUCGGCAGCUUCGGUGUAGGUGUUGAGUGCAUUUUGCGCCCUGAAAUUGCUCUGAUGUCAUUCAACCCUAAUCCGUCGCAUGCGGUUGACCAGACAUUCGAAUAGACCUUCCGUUUCAUUUGUCUAAAGAAUAGCCUUGUUUCGGUAUUACUCUGUAAUUCUUUGCUACGAAUGCAAUAUGCUGUUCUUAAAACCUGUUUAUGGGUUAAAUGAAGCGCUGAAAAUCUUUCAGACAGGUAGCUUAUCAUAAAGAUUAAUGUUUAGUACUAUCUUUUGACACAACUAAGCUAUAUAUUCAUAGUUAUCGGGCCGAAACCACUUUGUAUACAUUACGCGUGAUAAUUCAUUCGAUGUUGACUGAGUAAAACCUAUUUAUGGUGAAA